Molecule: messenger RNA, 1269 nt
Organism: Nelumbo nucifera (sacred lotus)
Lineage: Eukaryota; Viridiplantae; Streptophyta; Magnoliopsida; Proteales; Nelumbonaceae
Product: actin-related protein 2/3 complex subunit 5A-like
Biological process (GO): regulation of actin filament polymerization; Arp2/3 complex-mediated actin nucleation
Cellular component (GO): actin cytoskeleton; Arp2/3 protein complex
Source: RefSeq, a predicted model, not a curated record
CGCUCCCGGCCAUUCACUCUUGAUCUCUCUCAUUUUCUCUCUCCAGCGAAAUAAAUCAAGCGGGAACUGUUCAUCGUCUUCCACAUCUCGACAGAGGCGGUGAACCAGCGGCGGCAAUCUCUCCCGCUCCCGGCCAUUCACUCUUGAUCUCUCUCAUUUUCUCUCUCCAGCGAAAUAAAUCAAGCAAGAACUGUUCAUCGUCUUCCACCUCUCGACAGAGGCGGUGAACCAGCGGCGAUUCCCUCCCCUCCGGCAUCUCUCCUCUUCCAUUUCGUCAUCCUCUGUGUUCCUCUCUCUUGCUCCCUCGCUCACUUCCUCCUUCCAUUGCCUCCCAUCAAUACCAACCGACCGAAUCGACCGAAAUCGUGCAAAGCGAGAAAACUGUUCAUCGUCUUCCUUCUUCGACGAAAACAGAGAAGCAGCGACUGAACAGCUCGAACCAGUUGUAGCAGCAAGAAAUCCCUCCCCAUUCUGACUCAGCUCCUCUAGCUCUCACCUCCUUCGUCUUCUAUUCCGUUUCAUUCUCACGCUAGAGUAUACACAGUAGCAGAUCGAAUCAGACUACGGGACCCCCUGUUGCAUCAUUUGAAUUUCGGCCAACAUCUCAACUCAGGGGGAGGUUUUGUAUUUUACCCAGUUUAAAAAAGGAGUAUUGAAAAAGGAAACGGGAAGACAAGCAGAGUGAGAGAUGGUGGAGCAAGAAGAGCUCGUAGAGGCAGAUAGUCCAGAAGCCAUCAUCAUUGCAAUUGAAAACAAAUCCCGGAAGAUCGACACCUUACUGAAACAGUCUAAACCAGUUGAAGCCCUCAAAACAGCUCUCGAAGGAUCACCUCCCAAGAUCAAAGAUGAAAGAUGCAAGUCUGCAAGUUGGAUAGUUGUCCAUCGUGCAAUGAUGGGUAUAAAAGAUGUUGAUGGAUUGUUCUCCUCUUUGGAGCCGGAGUACUACGACAUUCUAAUGAAGUAUUUGUAUAGAGGUUUGGCUACUGGAGACCGCCCCACAUGUGAUCAAUUCCUUCGGAUCCAUGAAAAACUAACAGAGAAAGCUGGAUUGGGAUGCAUAUUGCGUUACCUUGCUGACACCGUAAAUAUAAUUUGAUAUCUAACCACUUGACCAUUUUAAAGUUGUAGAUAAGCAAUUAUAUGUGGUGAUUGGUAUCUGCCCUCCAACAGUUUUAGUUAUGAAAAUCUCUCUUUGGUUAAUUGAUACAUUCCAUUUUUGUUAAAACCAAGGAUUAAAAUAUCACAACAUAUCGUAUUGUAUCUUACGUA